AUGGCCAUGUCGACUUCUGGGACUCUGAGCAAUUAUUUUGUGGACUCUUUCAUAAUUCACGAGGGGGACGACCUGGUGCAGUCUAGAUAUGGCUCUGGCUCUCUGGCUCAGCCACCAAGGCAGGCAGCCCUGGGAGAGAACACCCCGAAUACACUCCGUGCAGCUUCCAAUCUAAAACGUCAGUGUUUAGCAGCCCAUGGAACCCAGUGCACCCUCAGACUGCCAAUAACGUGUCCAGUGUCUACCACCCCUAUGUGCACCAUCAAGCACCCAUUACAGCUUCAGAUGGCAGGUAUAUGCGAUCCUGGCUGGAUCCCAUGCCAGGAUCAUUGUCUUUCCCAGGCUUACCAUCCAGCAGACACUACGGUAUUAAACCUGAGCCGCUUUCCAGCAGGAGGGGGGAUUGCACCACGUUUGAGGCUCACACUCUGUCUUUGUCUGAUUAUGCCUGUGGCUCUCCGGCUGACAGGGAAAAGCAAAGUAACGACGGUGGGUUUGCUGCCAGUAGUGGAGAAAGCCUUACCAAUGGAGAGAAGCCUCCCAUUGACCCAAACAACCCAGCAGCUAAUUGGCUGCAUGCAAGAUCCACCAGGAAAAAACGCUGCCCUUACACCAAGCACCAGACCCUGGAACUGGAAAAGGAGUUUUUAUUUAAUAUGUACCUCACAAGGGACAGGAGGUAUGAGGUGGCCAGACUCCUCAAUCUUACAGAGAGACAAGUUAAAAUUUGGUUCCAGAACAGAAGAAUGAAAAUGAAAAAAAAUUAACAAGGACCGAUCAAAGGACGAGUAA
Messenger RNA from Staurois parvus, 792 nucleotides. NCBI's taxonomy places the organism in Eukaryota, Metazoa, Chordata, Amphibia, Anura, Ranidae. The record is from the annotation of a GenBank genome assembly.